UCAGCUCUGCUGCAUCUGUGGAGAUGUCGGGGGCUGGGGGAGAACAGUGGGGACUUCUUGGCAGCGGAGCUCCUCUUGAUGCAGGAAAUUCCUGAUUAAUGUAGAAGUCUGACAACUCAGGAAGGAACUUAAAAUAACGUGGCCCCCCCCCCUCCGGCCGCAGGAAUGUGGGAGAAUGUCCGCUGCCGGGGGAUGGGAUGCCAGGGCUGGGGGCCCAUGUGGCACAGACCUCUGGAGAUACAGACACUCCCUAUUCUGGAGUUAAGGACAGUGUCUUGUCCCUCCGUGCACAGAGAUGUGUCCCACAAGGCUGCGCGCUGUCACCCCCUCCAUCAUUCUGCUGCCAGUGACCUGAUUCUCUGUGCGGCCGGGAACGGGGUGACAUUGUCUGUGUGUAAUGAAGCCUGGAGCGCAACCACGUCAGGAAUGUGGAGGCAACAACCCGCUGCCCCCAGUCAGACAAACUGGCACGAUGGGCGGCCAUACUGUCAUAAACCCUGCUAUGCUGUUCUCUUUGGUCCUAAAGGUGUGAACAUCGGUGGUGCCGGCUCCUACAUCUAUGAUAUGGCUCUGCGAGCUCCGGAGAGACCACCUCUACCCUCUGGGUAUACCCACACCAACUUCUCACCUGACAGAGCACCCAGCAGAGUUGUGGCGCCCACACGAACAUUCGCGGGGGAGACGGCGCUGUGUCAAGGCUGCAGCAAGCCGGUCUACUUUGCUGAGAAGGUGAUGUCACUGGGCAGGAACUGGCAUCGCCCGUGUCUCCGUUGUCAGCGCUGCAACAAGACCCUGACUGCGGGCGGCCAUGCUGAGCACGAUGGCCUCCCUUACUGCCAUAUCCCCUGCUACGGGCAUCUCUUUGGACCGAAAGGUGUGAAUAUCGGGGACGUGGGCUGUUACCUGUACGACCCUCUGAUAGGAAACGAGGCGCGGGGCGAGAAGUGAUCAGAUCUUUCUGGAAGUUGCCGUUCCUCCUUGUUAACCCUUCUCUGCUGGAAUGCAGUGCACCCUGGGAACCUGUUAGUCUAUCGGUGGCUGUAGAUCCCCAUGGAAUUAUAGUGGGAGCGUCGGCAGCGCUCGUGUCACUUGUGUCAUCUUCCCUGAACUUAUCUGCCGGAUGACAGCAGCCCCUGGAGAGGAGGGGGUUAACCUGCAUUUAGGGGAGGCACGAGGUGUGGACGGUGCCUCAGUUAUAGUUCAUAUAUAUGCACAGGAGCUCCCCCUGCUGGAGCCACGCUGCGACUUGCACAUGUUGUAUAAUAGCUCAUAUAUCACUUGUAUCGCCUGACACGGGGAGACCGGACGGCACGCUCCGAGACCCAGUAAAGUUCUCCACUAUC
Bufo gargarizans (Asiatic toad) is the source of this 1343-nucleotide messenger RNA. RefSeq names its product cysteine rich protein 3 (gene CRIP3). The coding region runs from base 166 to 948 and encodes 260 amino acids. The transcript has 8 exons. The record is from RefSeq and is a predicted model, not a curated record. Lineage: Eukaryota; Metazoa; Chordata; Amphibia; Anura; Bufonidae.